Tarenaya hassleriana is the source of this 874-nucleotide messenger RNA. RefSeq names its product reactive Intermediate Deaminase A, chloroplastic. NCBI's taxonomy places the organism in Eukaryota, Viridiplantae, Streptophyta, Magnoliopsida, Brassicales, Cleomaceae. Gene Ontology annotation, molecular function: deaminase activity. Gene Ontology annotation, cellular component: cytosol. The transcript is spliced from 6 exons. The record is from RefSeq and is a predicted model, not a curated record. Bases 96 to 671 code for a protein of 191 amino acids.
CUUUGCGGAAACCUCACCUACCUCCAUUCUUCCGCUAACUUUCCUCUCUUCCUUGGCACUUCGAUCCCGAGAGAGAGAGUCAUUUCCGCACAUCCAUGUCUUCAUCCAUCAGAUCCUUCCGAUCUCCGAUGCUAGACUUCUCCGCCGCACUUCGCUCGUCCGGCCCAUUGGUCGUCGCCGGAGUCGGCUGCUUCACUUUCGCCGGCGUCUCUCUCUGGCGGAGGAGUUUGACCUUUCCGCCUUUCGCUUCCCUGAGCGUCUCCGCCGCUGCUGACAUGAAAGGUAUUGCAGGUAAGAAAGAAGCAGUUGUCACAGAGAAAGCUCCAGCGGCUUUGGGACCAUACUCUCAGGCCAUCAAAGCCAAUAAUCUUGUUUUCGUGUCGGGUGUUCUUGGACUCAUACCCGAGACUGGCAAGUUUGUCUCGGACGACGUGGAAGCUCAGACUGAGCAGGUACUCAAGAACAUGGGGGAGAUACUGAAGGCUAGUGGCGCUGACUACUCUUCUGUGGUCAAGACAACAAUCAUGCUGGCAGACUUGAAAGACUUCAAGAAAGUGAACGAGAUUUAUGCCAAAUACUUCCCGUCUCCUUCUCCAGCCCGAUCAACGUAUCAGGUCGCAGCUUUGCCUCUAGACGCCAAGAUCGAGAUCGAAUGUAUUGCAGCACUCUAGAGCAAAUCUGAUUCAGAGGCAGGUCUUCGGAAGAUGUGAAAACCCAUUUGUUAGAGAUGGUAAAACCAGACUUUGUACCCUCAUCUCUAAUCCUUGAAAUGCAGAAAUAAUAAUGUUUUGGAUUUGUAUAUUAACCAUUAAGUUGGUUAAAAAGUAAAGACCAAAAAGGGGAAUUCAGUCAAAUGAAUGGCUUGUUGGUUGAA